AUGUUCAAGGUUCCAGGGUGGUCCGUCUCGGCGGACAAGCUCAAGCCUCAAACAUCGUCGAAUGAUCUCACGAGUAAUUCCGCGCAAGGUCCUUCAGAGCCCACAAAGUCGAAAAAACGCAAGAGGCCGGGCCGGAGCGGAGCUGUGACCGCGGACAAUGUCGCCGACCUGUUUGAAAGUGUCAUUGAGGGCAGGAAGGCCGAGGGUGCAAAGGCGGAGAAACCGUCCAAGAAGCAGAAGAAGGACAAGAAGCCCCAGCCGCACGUAGUAGAGGGUGCCAACCCGGCGGCGCAAGAUGGGAGCCCAGGACUCUCACCCGCCACCACAACCAAAACCGAGGAGAAGCCCAAAAAGGACAAGAAACAGAAGAAGCAACAGCAGCAGAAAAAGAACGUGGCGGACCCCGAGAUUGAGGCAGACAAACCCGUCGUCGCGGCCCCUGGACCUCCUCCUCUCCCUCCGGCUCCUGCCAAGCUCACCCCAUUGCAAGCGUCCAUGCGCCAGAAGCUGAUCUCUGCCCGAUUCCGCCAUCUGAACGAGACUCUCUACACGCGACCCUCGGCGGAGGCUCUCGCUCUCUUCGCCGAAUCGCCGGAAAUGUUCGAUGAGUACCACGAGGGUUUCCGUCGGCAAGUCACUGUCUGGCCCGAGAACCCCGUGGACAGCUUCCUCGGGGACAUCCGCCGACGUGCCAAGGUCAAGCCGCUACGAAAGGGGGACAAGCCACAGGAGGUUGGGCGUCAGGCCUUGCCGAGGACGGAGGGGACGUGCACCAUUGCGGACCUGGGAUGCGGCGAUGCAAGACUGGCCGCAGAGCUGCAGAAAGAUAAGAAGAAGCUCAAGGUGCAGAUCAACAGCUACGACCUCCAGAGCCCGAGUCCGCUGGUCACCAAGGCGGAUAUUGCCAACUUGCCCCUCGAAGACGACUCGGUCAACGUGGCCAUCUUCUGCCUCGCGCUCAUGGGCACAAAUUGGGUCGACUUUAUCGAGGAGGCAUAUCGCAUCCUGCACUGGAAAGGCGAGCUGUGGGUCGCCGAGAUCAAGAGCCGCUUCGGACCUGUGCGGAACAAGAAUGCUCCCGUGACGCACAGUGUGGGCAACCGCAAGAAAAUGGCCAAGAAGGCCAAGGCUGGCGAAGAAGAGGGUGACGCUGCUUUCGAGAACGAUCUGGCGGUCGAGGUGGAUGGUGAAGAUGACCGACGGAGGGAGACGGACGUGUCGGCGUUCGUCGAGGUGCUGCGCAAAAGAGGUUUUGUUCUGCAAGGAGAAAAGCACCAGGCUAUCGACCUUUCGAACAAGAUGUUUGUCAAGAUGCACUUCACAAAGGGCGCCGCGCCGGUCAAGGGAAAGGGAGUCAAGGCUCAGGAGAAGAGGCCCCUGAAGAAGGGCAUCACGCCAAAGCGUGAUCUCAGCAAAAUGGACGAGGACGAGAACGAAGGUGACGAGGCUACAGUCCUAAAACCUUGCGUCUAUAAGAUUCGAUAG
Molecule: messenger RNA, 1485 nt
Organism: Emericellopsis cladophorae
Lineage: Eukaryota; Fungi; Ascomycota; Sordariomycetes; Hypocreales; Bionectriaceae
Exons: 1
Coding region: 1-1485 (494 amino acids)
Biological process (GO): rRNA methylation; ribosomal large subunit biogenesis
Cellular component (GO): nucleolus
Molecular function (GO): rRNA (adenine) methyltransferase activity
Source: RefSeq, a predicted model, not a curated record